CUCGUCCGAUAGAAAACGCUCUCGUCCUAAUUGACUCCUCCAAACAACACAAAUACUUCUACCUUCUAAUCGACCUGGCACGAGCCAUAUAUUCAGAUAAACAAUCUCAACCCAUACGAAUGCGAGUUUAAUUGGCAGCUGUUCCACAAUCAAUAUGUCCACCUACGAAGUGGAACAUAACACUACCGACCCCUCAGCUCCGUCAGCCCUCCCCCGCCGCCACAGACCAGACCUAUCCACCUUCUUCGCGACGCUCUCCGAAAUCACCCCGCAGCCCGACGCGCAGCGCACCCGGCCACAUGCUGUCCCUGUUCCCGGCGACGUCAGCGCGGCGUUCUACUCGCUCGCUGAAGCUUUUGAGGUGAUGCGGCGAGAGGGCGGGGGAGUAGGUAUCCUCGACGGUAGUGGAGGUUCAGGUGAAGCAGGAGAUGCUGUCUCAAGCGAUCUCUUGACGCAGAUGAUUCAGUCGUUACUUCAGAAUGCGGACAUGCCGCCUAAAGAGGUGGAAGGCGUGAGUGAAGAAUUCUGCGAUAUGCUCGAUCGUGUCCCCCGCACCAAGUUGACUCAGUCUCAAACAUGUCCGAUCUGUAAUAAUCCCUUCCUGGACGAUAAAUAUGCGCUUGUCGUCCGGCUGCCGUGCCAUCCCACCCAUCUGUUCGAUCUGGAGUGCGUGCGGCCGUGGCUGCGGUUGCGUGGGACAUGUCCGUUGGACAGACACGAUUUCGGCAAGCAGGAGUGCGAGAAGGAACAGGCGCGGAGGAAGAAGCCCGUGGAUGAUGACGAGGAGGAGUGGGAUGGGCUGUACGGCUGAUGAUUUAAAAUUACAUUUCAAGC
This is a messenger RNA of Penicilliopsis zonata CBS 506.65, 834 nucleotides long. RefSeq lists its product as hypothetical. Gene Ontology annotation, cellular component: cytoplasm. The record is from RefSeq and is a predicted model, not a curated record. The transcript has 3 exons. Gene Ontology annotation, biological process: protein ubiquitination. The coding region runs from base 155 to 811 and encodes 218 amino acids. NCBI's taxonomy places the organism in Eukaryota, Fungi, Ascomycota, Eurotiomycetes, Eurotiales, Aspergillaceae. Gene Ontology annotation, molecular function: ubiquitin protein ligase activity.